AUGGACACUCGUGAAUUCGAUCGCAUGCUGUUAUGUUCUUUCAAUGCCAUAAUCGAUCCUCUGUUAUUUCAGCUCCUUGAAAUCCUGCGCAGCGAAUACUGGCCUGGACUUGAAAGCGCUGCUGUUGGUGGUGGCCCAAACAAUUGUGCUCUACCCCACCACAAUAACAACCUCCUUCAAGAGGUCGAUGGUCGAUUGAAUGACCUGCUGCUGCUCUUAUUGUCUGCCGACAACAUUAGCCAAAGUAUAUGUCCUCUUCUGCGACAGACUGGCUUCGCCUGUCUCUUGGCUGCUCACCCAAAGUCACGGUUAGAAGCCCCGGAGAUUUUGCGCCGUUCCCACUGUCUUCUGCGACAAGAAAUGCUGACGGCCUCCGUACCGGUUGGCCUCGACGCUGCAGCCACCGGUCUCCUCACUCUCGUCUUCUGUCUCACAGAGGACAGCAGCGACUCUUCCAGGACUGCGUUUUUAUCAAUUUUGGAUAUCUCUUCCAGCAGACCCGAGGUAGUUCUUGGUUUUUUUACAGGAUUAAAAGAUAGCUUUUCGAAGUAUGCUUUUUUGCUGAAUCUCAAGGUCCUAAAUAAAAUUAAUUCAAUAAAGUAUGCUGUAGAAGUGGUCGAAACAGUAGCAAGUGUCUUAGUGGCUCCCAUUACAAUGAACAGAUAG
Molecule: messenger RNA, 666 nt
Organism: Dibothriocephalus latus
Lineage: Eukaryota; Metazoa; Platyhelminthes; Cestoda; Diphyllobothriidea; Diphyllobothriidae
Source: the annotation of a GenBank genome assembly